GGGAGAAGGCGCAUGCGUGGUCUUGAGGGCGGUGCUUCCGGUCGAAGCACCGCUUGGGGGCGGGGCCUGCGACACGCGGUGGGCGGGUCCUGAGUCGCGACCCUGGUCCGGACCUGACCUGAAUUGCGACCCCAACCUGGACUGCUCCCCUGACCGCAACCCCUACCCCCGCCCACCAGCAUGGCCCGGCACGUGUUCCUAACGGGGCCCCCAGGAGUUGGAAAAACAACAUUGAUCCAUAAAGCCAGUGAGGUUUUAAAAUCCUCUGGUGUGCCUGUUGAUGGAUUUUAUACCGAAGAAGUCAGACAGGGAGGGAGAAGAAUAGGAUUCGAUGUCGUCACGUUGUCCGGCACCCGGGGGCCUUUAUCGAGAGUUGGGUUAGAGCCUCCACCUGGAAAACGUGAAUGCCGAGUUGGGCAGUAUGUGGUCGACCUGACUUCUUUUGAGCAGUUGGCACUACCCGUCUUGAGGAAUGCCGACUGCAGCAGUGGCCCAGGGCAAAGAGUGUGCGUCAUCGAUGAGAUUGGGAAGAUGGAGCUCUUCAGUCAGCUUUUCAUUCAAGCUGUUCGUCAGACGCUGUCUACCCCAGGGACUAUAAUCCUUGGCACAAUCCCAGUUCCUAAAGGAAAGCCACUGGCUCUUGUAGAAGAAAUCAGAAACAGAAAGGAUGUGAAGGUGUUUAAUGUCACCAAGGAAAACAGAAACCACCUUCUGCCAGAUAUCGUGACGUGCGUGCAGAGCAGCAGGAAGUGAAGACACAUGCAUUCCGUGAAGGAGUGCCCAGUUCAAGAGGAGCCUGAUGGAGCCCUGCCUGUCGAGGCUGUAUGCCUAUGGGGUUAUGGAACCUUGUGGGCUUUUCUAGAGAAAACUCAACAGCUGUUUCCCAUAAAAUGUUUAAAAGAUCAAAUUAGCCUUAAUGCUGGAUUGUCUGUACAAGAUUAACUAUCCAUUGUGGCUUAUCUAUGCUUAAAGAUUUCUUGUUUAUUUCCUCUUGCAGUCAUGCACAUGAUUUGGGUAAACUGUGAGAUGAGAAAUGGUUUUCAGAGUAUUAGAUGGAAUUCACCCCCGUUGAAGUUUAUAAAUGUGUUCAGGGGAAGGGGGAGGAAAGAGUUCACUGCCUAAUCAGUUUUGCAUGUCAUGAAAAUUAAAUUCCUCUCCAGGUGCAGCUUCAGCCUCAUGCAACUUAAAGUGAUAACAGUUAUUUGAUUUUUUAAAAAAUAUUAUUCCAAAAGAAAACCAUUUUAGGUCAUCUCCCCCAACUCUGUUUGCUUACUGCUUAAUAAAUAUAAAAAUAAAUCUGAUGGUUACAGACAGGA
This is a messenger RNA of Pan troglodytes (chimpanzee), 1316 nucleotides long. It is a transcript of the gene NTPCR, whose product is annotated as nucleoside-triphosphatase, cancer-related. The transcript is spliced from 5 exons. The record is from RefSeq and is a predicted model, not a curated record. Gene Ontology annotation, molecular function: ATP hydrolysis activity. NCBI's taxonomy places the organism in Eukaryota, Metazoa, Chordata, Mammalia, Primates, Hominidae. The coding region runs from base 181 to 753 and encodes 190 amino acids.